AUGACCACCAACUUUGGCAGCCCCGACUCCCUGGCUGAGCUUUCCGCCCUCGUGGAGCGAACGCUCAUAGAAACCGGGCGAUUGUUUCGCAAAUCAAAUUCCCUACCCGCAAGCACCCAGCUUCAACGCUCUAUCCCCACAUAUUACGAUGGCUUCCAGGACGCGCUGGACAGCCUAUCCGAACAGAUUUUCAUCGCAAAGGCCUUCCUAGAGAAGGACUACGAAGCUAUUAAGGCACGCGAGGUAGUGCCCCAACCCACCGAGGAUGUAUCCAUGAGCGGAGUCGACCAGAAAACGGAGACGAGUCCACUACCACUACUAUCGACCCUCGAACAAACGGACCUAGCCUCGCAACCUCUAAAGGUCGAACCCACAUCAGACGAAAAUGCAGCGGCAGGUAUCUCCGCACCUACAGAAGCUAUCCCACCACCGCAACCCAACGAACCCGCGCUCAAAAUAGAAGAGAAAGAGACGGGAGGCGUUGCGCCAAUGGACCAAACACUCCCCGGGGGUACUGAAGGCAUUCAAUUCGACACGGUCCUCGACGAGGGCGGAGCCCCCAACUCGUUCGACCUCAAUUACGACUUUGGCAAUGACGACAUGGGCAAUCAAGCCUUCCUCUCCGGAACGGCCUUUGGCAGCACCACGACCGGCCCCGAUAAGCAGCCCGGUGCCUCCCUCCCACCGGCCGACAAUGCGACCGCGAUCCCUGCGGGCGGGGGUGCGUUCGACAUGGAGCUGGGCAAGGCGGAUGGCGCCAAUCCAUUCCCGGACUCGGGGACCGGGAUGGACGAUAUGAUGGCUCCGGGCGAGUCGAGCUUUGAUGAUCUGUUUAUGGAGAGUGAGAACUUUGGCGAGGCUGCGGGGGGACCUGCAUCAGCUGGAGGGUGA
Molecule: messenger RNA, 891 nt
Organism: Penicillium subrubescens
Lineage: Eukaryota; Fungi; Ascomycota; Eurotiomycetes; Eurotiales; Aspergillaceae
Exons: 3
Coding region: 1-891 (296 amino acids)
Source: RefSeq, a predicted model, not a curated record